This is a messenger RNA of Calliphora vicina (urban bluebottle blowfly), 1432 nucleotides long. It is a transcript of the gene SecS, whose product is annotated as Sec synthetase. The transcript has 5 exons. Gene Ontology annotation, biological process: conversion of seryl-tRNAsec to selenocys-tRNAsec; selenocysteine incorporation. Lineage: Eukaryota; Metazoa; Arthropoda; Insecta; Diptera; Calliphoridae. Bases 7 to 1425 code for a protein of 472 amino acids. Gene Ontology annotation, molecular function: tRNA binding; O-phosphoseryl-tRNA(Sec) selenium transferase activity. The record is from RefSeq and is a predicted model, not a curated record.
UUUACCAUGAAUUUUUCAAAUCUUAAAAUAAGCGAAAAACUGGUGCCUUCAAAUUACUUAAAACUGGCCGUGGAGUCACAAAAGUCCAAAGAAGUUAAGCUUAAGGAACUCUUAGAAAAACGUUCACUACCAGAAGACGGUUGGAGCGAUGAUCUCAUAGAAUAUACAGUGCAACAGUUGGCAUGCUUAGAUAGUAAUAAUUUUCCACAUAAAGCUGGUCUAGGAGAAAGAGAGGCGCGUAUUGUUAGCAACUUAGUUGCACGACGUCAUUAUAAUUUUGGCCAUGGUAUAGGCAGAUCCGGAGAUUUAUUAGAGGCUCAACCCAAGGCUGUCGGUUCCUCAAUAUUGUCACAAUUAACCAAUGCCAUGCUUUUAGACCUUAUGCGAGCUAUCGGCAUUAAAAGUUGUGAUAGUUGUUUCCUAGUACCCUUGGCCACCGGCAUGACAUUAACGCUAUGUUUUCUCAGCCUACGAAAGCAAAGACCACAAGCGAAAUACAUUUUAUGGUCGCGCAUAGAUCAGAAAUCUUGUUUUAAAAGUAUGACAACAGCCGGAUUUAUACCGAUUAUUAUAAACCCCAUAAGGAAAGCGGAAAAGGAAGGUCUUUUUACUGAUUUAGAAGAAUUUUCUAAGAAAUUGGAAACUCUAAGGGCAGAAGAAAUAUUGUGUAUAAUGUCUACUACUAGUUGUUUUGCACCACGAAACAUGGAUGAAAUUUAUGAGCUGGCGCAAAUGGCAGAAAAAUACAAUGUGCCUCAUGUUAUUAAUAAUGCUUAUGGCUUGCAAUCCCAAUAUAUUUGCGCCCAAAUACAAAGGGCUUUUGGUGGAGGACGUGUUGAUCUGUUUGUACAAAGUACAGAUAAAAACUUAAUGGUACCGGUAGGUGGUGCCCUAGUGGCUGGUUGUAAUAAAGAAAUUGUACACAAUGUGGCUAAAACUUAUGCAGGUCGAGCUUCUAGUUCACAAAGCUUAGAUGUUUUUAUGACGCUGUUGUCCUUGGGUAAAAAUGGUUAUUUAGCACUUAGCCAAGAACGUAGAAAAGCAUAUGACGAAUUAAAAUCGGGACUUUCAAUAUUUGCAAAUAGCAACAACUUCACUUUUAAACAUUCCAAAUCUAAUCCCAUAUCUAUGGCUGUAUUUUUCGAUCCCCAAUCAAUAGAUCAGCCUACCAAAUUAGGCUCCAUGUUGUAUACACGAGGCAUUUCUGGUACCAGGGUAGUAGCUAGAGAUUCUACUAAAACAAUAGAUGGCUAUGAAUUUAAAAAUUGGGGUACUCAUGAAGACCGUAAUGGACCGGCUUAUUUAACAGCUGCUGCCACUUUGGGCUUAACAUUAUCGGAAAUUGAAGUUUUCCUUAAGAAACUUAAUGAAUGUUGGAAGGAUUUACAAAGUCAAAAGGUUAAAAAUAAUAAAAUUCAAGAAUAGUAAACAA